AUGUCUAAUAAUGGCGGUUUUUUGAUCGAAGCAAAUGAGGGUAAUCCCGUUGAUAAUCUCCAACUCAUCAAGGUGGCUCACACUAACAAGAAGACGGGUCAAAUCCAAGACGUUGUCAUCAAAGGUGUCGUUGAAAUGGUGGAAACUGAAAUAGCAUCUCAGUCUCAGUCUCAGCCUCUCUCUGAUGACGGCGAUUCUACAGGAGCGUCAACCAACUUGUCUCGAUUGCAAAUCAAUGAGAUGGUUGAAAAGGCCGCUCCUAAAAGGAAAGGAGACCGUUUAGUUGGGCUGGCCCGCCGUGCUUCUUCGUAUCCGACAUCUUCUUCGCAAGCUCCGUAUGCCGAUCCCAUGAUUCUCGAGGAGCUGCAUGACAAAGAUGAACGGAUGUGGCAUUGGAGCAGCAGAACGCCACUAUCCUUACCCUGA
This is a messenger RNA of Raphanus sativus (radish), 426 nucleotides long. RefSeq lists its product as uncharacterized. The record is from RefSeq and is a predicted model, not a curated record. NCBI's taxonomy places the organism in Eukaryota, Viridiplantae, Streptophyta, Magnoliopsida, Brassicales, Brassicaceae. The transcript is spliced from 2 exons. Bases 1 to 426 code for a protein of 141 amino acids.